CGCGCACGCCCUCCCCGAUCCUGCCCCUCUCUCUCUCUCUCUCUGUCUUGUCUGUGUGCUCCGCUCUGCCCGGGCUGAGCCGGCUGCUGCUGCUGCUGCGGAUCCGCUCGGGGGGCUCCGGGAAUGCGAAGCGAUGGCAGCGUCGGCCAGCGAGGAGAGCGCCUUCCGCAGGUUCCUGGAGCUGCUGCUGCGCCAAUUCCGGGGCCCCUUCGGCGAGGAAGACCCUGUCCCCCUCCGGCCGGUCUCCAACCACAUCACCGAGGAGGAGCUGGAGGGCGAGUGCUUGGACCUGUGCCUCCAGCAUCUCUGCAGAUAUAAUGCCCCUUUCUCAUUGGCUGCGGCGUUGGCAAGAGCAACAACAAAUGAAAUUCUUCAGAGUGACCUUUCUGCUCUCCAUUAUGUGCCGAAACUUCUGGAUGGGACUGACGGGGUCACACAGUUUGACUCGACAAGGCUGUCCCGAAUGGUGUUCAACAAACUCCAUGAAAUCUGUUGCAGCUGGGUGAAAGACUUGCCAUUGACACGAAGAACUCAUCCCUAUUUUGAAACAUCCAUUCAUGCCAUCAAAAACAUGCGCAGGAAGAUGGAGGACAAACAUGUCUGUCUGCCAGACUUCAAUACUCUCUUCAAUCUAGAGGACCAGGAGGAGCAGUCAUUUUUUGCUGUGUUCGAUGGACAUGGAGGAGUGGAUGCCGCAAUCUAUGCCUCCAUCCACCUUCACGUGAACCUCGUCCGACAGGAGAUCUUCCAGCACGAUCCAGCGGAGGCCCUGUGUCGAGCCUUCCGCCUUACGGAUGAGCGGUUUGUUCAAAAGGCCGCCCGGGAGAACCUGCGAUGUGGAACAACUGGUGUGGUGACUUUUAUGCGCGGGAACAUGCUGCACGUAGCCUGGCUGGGUGACUCCCAGGUGAUGUUGGUGCGCAAGGGCCAGGCAGUGGAACUGAUGAAACCUCACAAACCCGACAGAGAGGAUGAAAAGCAGCGAAUUGAAGCGCUCGGAGGCUGUGUGGUGUGGUUCGGGGCUUGGCGAGUUAAUGGAAGCCUUUCUGUUUCCAGAGCCAUCGGCGAUGCCGAGCACAAGCCGUACAUCUGCGGCGAGGCGGACAGCGACUCCACCGUGCUGGACGGCACCGAAGACUACCUCAUCCUCGCCUGCGAUGGUUUCUACGACACCAUGGAGCCCGAGGAGGCGGUCAGGGUGGUGUCCGAUCACCUCAAGGAGAACAACGGCGACAGCAGCAUGGUGGCUCACAAGCUCGUGGCGAGCGCGCGGGACGCGGGCUCGAGCGACAACAUAACGGUCAUCGUGGUGUUCCUGCGCGACCUGAGCGCGGCGGCGGAGGAAGAGGGCGGGGCCAACGGUCACUCCAAAUGGACCGGGAACUCAUUCGACGGCGCGCAGGGAGACGGCGGUGAUGACAAAGAGAACCGCGGCGACUAUCAGGGCUCUCGAGCCCAGCACCAAUAUGGCGCCGCCUCAGAGUUGACGCAAGACACGCGGGAGGACUCACUCACUGACAGAACUAGCCUGGCUCUGGGACCCCCGACGGGAGGGGUCCUCCCGGUGGCAGCCGGUGCCAAAGAAAGGCCCGCGGGGCGGUGCGGGCCCGAGGAGCCGGGUAGGGCUCCGAGCCUGCGGGAACGCAGGGACUUGGCGUCGGGCGCCGUCCGGCACCGGAAGAGCCGGCCCGCGGGGCGCUCGAGGAGGCAGGGCCGGGCGGAGAGGCCGGCUCCCUGCUUCCCCGGGGCCCUGGCGGCCAGGCAGCGAGGCCUCAGCCGGCGGGCCAGCAGCAAAACCGAGAGGAAUCACAGCGGCUCAGUACACCGGGCACCGCGGCAGAGAAAACCGGGCAGUGGCUGCGGCUCCGGGGCAGUGGUGACUCCUGACAGCUGGCGUGGGCAGGUGCCAGUCAUCUCCAGUAGCUCAUGUCGACUUCAGCAGCAGUAAUCAUGCUUUCCCAGUCUAACCUUCCCUACCCGUCACUAGACUGGAAUUGUUUACUCCCCUGUUCCUAGGCAAUCCUCACCUCACUCUAGCUAAUUUAUAAUUAAACUCAGUAAUCUUGACGUUAUCUUAUAUUCCCGGCCUAGGCAUAGUCAGCUGAAGCCCAUAAACUGUAAGCCAUGCUGCCCAGGAAAGAUCAUAUCUUAAACUGGUUUCUGUAGACUGAGCAGCAUCACUGGCAUUUUACCUCCAAUAAUCUCACUCCCCCUACUCUUCCCAGGACAUUUCGUGACGCCCGAUAGCCAGCUGCCAGGAGUGGGGCAUGGGUGGUGGAGAGGAAAUUUGUCAUAUUCCGACCCACUUGUCUGAUACGUAGCAGGAGUCAGCAAUUCAGUUUUUCAAGCGUUCUCUGCUAUGCCGUACCUGUUGAUCCCUUUAGUCCCCAAGUUCCACAAGUGACAUACACGUGCUGCAAUUUCUGACUUGCCUCUGUGGUCAAGCAGCUCCCUUUUCACCCAGUAAGAGUGCAUUUAUUUUUUUAAAAAACAAUUUCAGCAGUAUUGCUGGCUGGCAGUGCCAGUCAUUUUUUUUGCCAGUUACACUCGGUCGGGGGAGGGGAGAACUAGUUGAAAGCAACUGAAUGUUUUGCUUAGUCACUUCAGAAAACAGUGGAGAGCCAAUUUAAUUGAAGUUGAAAUGGAGUCACACAUAGUCAGACCAAUAGUGCUGGCAUAUUUCCCUCCCCAAAGCUCAUUAUGGACCAGUUUUGCAUUUAGGAUAAUCCAAAGGCUGUGUGGGCACAUUUACUGCCUUUUAUUUCCUGAACUGAACUCCAAUUCUCAAACUGUACAGACUUUCUCAAUAUAUUCAUUUAGGUUUCUAGCUUAACACUAUUCAAACAUAAGCGUUAUAAUAAAAAUAUAUUUUAAAAAAAAGUAAAGUUACACCAGCAGACCUUUUAGAUAAUGCUCUGGCUACCCAAUUCCCAGCCCUCUCUGUGGUCAGUCCUCAGCCAGUCUGGUGGAUGAUUCUCACAGCCAUUUCCUUCACUGUCCAUGCACCUCCCUUGUCCCACUCCAACUUCCUCCUUCCUAGGACUGAAUGGUGCCCGGAGAUAUUGGCAGCCUAUGAAGAUUUGCAAACCCCCUUCUCGAAGAGAUGUCUGACCUGGUCCCGGAUUUACCUCAGUCAGAAAUCGGAAAAGUUUAGAGCUGGGCUCAACUGAAACCCAAUCCUAAAGAAGGGUUUCAUUUCCGAUUGGAUAUUCGAAGUGGGAAGAAUGUGUGUGAAAGUGAAUAUCUCUCAGUUUACAGAACUCAUUAAACUGCAUUAACUGUGAUUUCUCUGAUAAUCAAUAGUUAAAAGUAUUUGUUUGUGUCUGGCUGUGGAAUUCAUUCAUAGCGAACCAAGCUAGUGAGACUAAGGCUCUCAAACUGAUGAUUCCUACUCCGAUAAUGGCUUUUCUCAAACUAAAGGCUCUUGUAUUUGUUACACAUUGAAUAGGUGUCCUGGCUGGUAUUAUAAAAAUCAUAUAUGUUAGUACAUUCAUCAGGGCACUCCCCACCAAAUACUGGCAGUAACAGUCAUGAGUUCACUGAUAGCUAGUUAAUCUUUAUAAUGUAUUUCCUUCUGAAGGAACUAAAGGUAAUUCUGUAAGACAUGUAUGAUGCAUUAGUAGUUUUUGGUCUGAUAAUAUACCUGUACUGGUAGCUGUGAAAGUCUGACUAUGAAACUGUGCUGGUCCCCUGUACUGCUGCACUAGAACCUGUGCCACUGCUUACAGUGGAUCUAUCACUUCACCUGUACAGGUAGCAAUCCAGCCACUCACCUAGGGUAAUCAUAGUUUCAAUGUACAUCUCUGGUGUUCUGGUUUUAGUGUAACCCAUUUUGUAUUGGUACCUGUACAGGUACCUGUGAUGGUUUGAGACUACUCUUCUGACUGUGCAUCUGAGUUGGUGCCUCCAGCAGUCUGUCUGCAUAUCUGCCUGCACAGAUGUCAACUGUACAUCAGUUUGAAAAUACUUCUGACUGUACACCUGUACUGGUGCCUAUAGUUGUAUUGAUACUGACUACAACUGUAGCAGUUUGACUGUACACUUGUACUGAUGCCUGCAGUUGUACAGGAAUUGCUUACAAAUGUAACAAUGUGUCUGUACACCUGUAGUUGUAUAGGUACUGUCUGCAAUUGAAGCAGUUUGAAUACUGGUGCCUGUAGUUGUAUAGGUGCUACCUACAAUUGUAGCAAUUUGUCCGUACACCUGUACUGGUGCCUGUGUAGGUACUGUCUACAAUUGAAGCAGUUUAACUACACAUGUACUGGUGCCUGUAGUAUUAUAGGUGCUGACUACAACUGUAGCACUUUGCCUGUAUACUUGUACUAAUGCCUGUAGUUGUAUAGGUACUGUCUACAGUUGAAGCAGUUUGACUGUACUGGUUACACACUUUAAAACAAGCCUGACUUUGUAACACGUAGUGUUUAACUAAUUGCAGCUGGUGGUAGCAAGUAGUCCUUAACCUAGUUUGAAUUUCUGUGCCCUUAUUUGCUUCUUGUUUAAAUAAAUAAUAAACUCCCUCCCCUCCUCCUCCCCCCACAACCAGUACCUGUAUUUACAUGUUCAGUAUCUUGUAAUUUCUAAUGAUGGUAUUUCUGGUGAUAAUGUAAAAAUUAUAUAUAUAUAUAUAGGUCUUAAAACUUGAACACCAAAAAGGUGACAACACUAUUGUAAUUAUAAUCUGUUUUAAUGCUGUUUAGUCUGUGUACAUUUUGUGUUCUAUGUAAUAUCUCUUGUGU
This is a messenger RNA of Hemiscyllium ocellatum (epaulette shark), 4736 nucleotides long. It is a transcript of the gene ppm1e, whose product is annotated as protein phosphatase, Mg2+/Mn2+ dependent, 1E. The coding region runs from base 134 to 1948 and encodes 604 amino acids. The record is from RefSeq and is a predicted model, not a curated record. Gene Ontology annotation, biological process: negative regulation of protein kinase activity; protein dephosphorylation. Gene Ontology annotation, molecular function: cation binding; protein serine/threonine phosphatase activity. NCBI's taxonomy places the organism in Eukaryota, Metazoa, Chordata, Chondrichthyes, Orectolobiformes, Hemiscylliidae. The transcript is spliced from 7 exons.